This is a messenger RNA of Lodderomyces theae, 678 nucleotides long. RefSeq lists its product as uncharacterized. The record is from RefSeq and is a predicted model, not a curated record. The transcript is spliced from 2 exons. Bases 1 to 678 code for a protein of 225 amino acids. Lineage: Eukaryota; Fungi; Ascomycota; Pichiomycetes; Serinales; Debaryomycetaceae.
AUGGUUCCAAUUCAAAAUUCUAGAAAGAUUCUAUGGGUCAAGGAAGUAUCUAUCGUGGUCCUUCUUGGGCAUGAGAGUGAAAGCGUUCAGUAUCAGACAACAAUUUUCAACACCAUCAUACCUGGCCCAUUGGGUAUCAUCUCAUCGUUAUAUGUCACAUACGGUGCAAACAUACCUGUCUCUUACUAUUUCAAAAUAGUGUUAAAGAAGCCAACUUCAGGUCAAAACAAUGUCCAAUUACCAGGACCGUGGUCACAACAAUUGAAUUUAACGAAUAGAUUUCCAGUGCAUAUACUAUACACCUUGCUUUUCUUCAACAACGGAUUCAAGUCAAUUAUUCCUUGUGUUUUGGGCCUAUUGAUUGGCAAAUUGUACACCUUUGAGCUCCUACCUAUGGGAUCGACGUGGUUGUUACCAAAAGGAGUUUUCCAUUUGUUUAUUGAUCCUCGCAAAAAAGCAGAACGAAGUUGGUAUUACUUACGGCAAAGAUUUACGCGUGGGUAUCAACCUCUAUCCAUUGCAUCCACAGAGGAAGAACUUCCAGAUCGCAAUGGAAGCGAAGAACCGGAGGAUAAUGACGAACUUCUAGAUGAAGCUAGACAGGAAGAGAGUAGGAUAAGAGCAGAAACACCCGUUAGACCUUUGGGAAGUCAAUUUCUCGAUACAUUCCGAUCGUAA